AUUGUUAUUAAAUAUUCUGCCAGGAAUUUUGUUGGAGGGAGCGCACCAUACCGGCAAGAUCUGAAUCUAAGAAGGCUAGGACGGAUUGAUUUUAUGGAAGAAGGUCCUCCCAUGACUAAAACAGAGCAAAAGGUUUUUUGUUAUUUUAUGAGAAGAAGAGUUUCACAUGAGACGCUUCGAACCAUAGAGAUCCAAUUAAGCAUCUUGUACGAGCUCCUUCAUACCAAGUUGCCCGUAGUUGAUUCCAAGAUUGGUUAUAUUUGCCGGAUGGUUGACUUUGGUUGCAUCUUGGGAGCCUUGGUGUCCUUCUCAAUAUUACUUAAGAAGUACUACCAUAGUAAGUUGGGGGAGUUUGACAUCUGGCUGACAUAUGGGUUGCUGAUUGGGGCUUUGGCAUUGGAUUUGAUAUCUAUUUGGUUACUCAUGUCCUCUGAUUGGAUUGCUGUUAGGCAGUACUCUAACAAAAAGAAUUAUGAGAAAUUCAUUAAUAGGUACAGGUGGUCUAACUCAGUUCCCCAAUUAAAUAUCUUUGAUUGUCAUUUCAGUAAUAAAGACGGACAUUAUGCAAACAAAUUGGUUGAUUUUCUUGGCAAAAGGUUUGAAACCAUAAGAAGAAGAAUUCUAUGUGUGUCCUCCAAAGAUUUUGUAGAAGAACAAGCUUGGAAAUUCAUUUUUACAACGCUACAAGAACAGGGUAUUGGAGUUGCCGGCUCGAAAAUCUUUGGUUCAUCUAGAAUUCUCACCGGUCAUAUUACCAACUUCGCUUGGACCCUGAAGAAGUUUGAACAUAUGGAUAGCCUCCUGAUAUGGCACAUAGCGACUGAAAUAUGCUACCAAAAAGAAUGUUCAGAUAACAGCCCCAGCAAUUCUACCUCUACAUCUACUAAUUGCUUUGAUCACCGAAAAAUAUGCAAGUUGAUUUCAGAUUAUAUGUUUUACCUUUUGGUGAUGGAGCCUAGGAUGACAGCCACCUCGCCUAACAAUUUGAAGAUGGUUUUUGAGGUUAUAGACUCUGAUGAAAAAUGGAAGUGGCCAAGUUAUACGGAGAAGGGAUCCAAAGAAACAUUCACUAAAGAUCCAAGAAAGCUAUUGGAAGAAGAAGGUGAAGACGAUCAUAUAGAUCUAGAUAUGUUGAAGGAAGAUGAGGACAAGUUAGAACCCGUUCAAAUUGAACAUGUAGCUAGAUUUUCGAGAAUAGAUGCUGCACGUCUUCUUGCCAAGGAGCUUCUGAAUCAGCCCGGUGGUUGUCCGUGGGAAUUAAUGGGCAGAUUUUGGGUAGAAAUAGUAUGUUAUGCUGCUAUUAAUUGCCAACCCAAUGCCCAUGCACGACAAGUAAGCAGAGGUGGACAAUUUCUCACCUUGGUUUGGUUGUUGAUAAAUUACUUGGGAUUAACUCCCCCUUCAAUGAAUCUAGAGUUGUUUUCAUUUAACCCUGACAUAGCAUAUGUGAAGGCAAAUGCACGGCGCAUAAGACGCCAGUAUGCGUCAACAGAUUUAUGAAAAUUUG
This is a messenger RNA of Rubroshorea leprosula, 1507 nucleotides long. The record is from the annotation of a GenBank genome assembly. Lineage: Eukaryota; Viridiplantae; Streptophyta; Magnoliopsida; Malvales; Dipterocarpaceae.